AUGUCGUCGCCGCUGCUGGUGAACCUGCUGCAGAACGACGCGCCCGCGCCGCAGCCCCGGCCCAAGCCGCACCCGCAGGCCAAGCUGGAGCGGCUGGAUGAUGGACAGGGGGACAGCUGCUCUCUCCUGCCCCUUCCUUGGUGCAUCCUCAGUGCUGGUGUUAUGAUGCCGCCCACCGUGGCCAUGUCGUCGCCGCUGCUGGUGAACCUGCUGCAGAACGACGCGCCCGCGCCGCAGCCCCGGCCCAAGCCGCACCCGCAGGCCAAGCUGGAGCGGCUGGACGACGGACAGGUGGAGCUAGCGGUGGGCCGGCCUCAGUUCGAAUACGCGGGCGCGCGACCGCGGGCCCCGGCGCCGCCGCGCCCUGCCUUCGUGCGCCGCGCCCUGCCGCCGCCGCGGGCCCCGCCGCCGCGGGCCCCGCCGCCGCACACGCCGCCGCCGCCGCCGCCGCCGCCGCCGCAGCCGCCGCAGCAGCCGGCGCAGGCGGGCCCAGCAUACCGGGUGCCCGCGCCCAACGCAACCGUCGUAGGGCGGGCGCGCUUCCCCGCCUUUGCAGCGUCGCCGCCGCCCUACCGCCAGCAGGCGCCGCGGCCGCGUCCGCCCACGCCCGCCCAGCACCAGCCGCAGGCCAGGUUCUCGCCUGAGGACCUGAAGGUGUUGCUACCGCCGUCGACUACGUCCAUGGACCAGAAGACCAGGUCGAGGUUCCAGGAGUUCCAAUGGAUCCAGCAGCAGUACAUCGCGACGCAACGCGCGGCCAGCGACUGGUCCGAGCCGUACCGGGACACGCUGGACCUGCCCGAGCUGCCCGACGCGUGCGACCUCGACACGCUGCUGCCCUCGCUCGGCGCCGACCUCAACCUCGACCUCAACCUCGACCUCGACGAGCCGGCGUACGAGCGCGACGCCAUGCCGCCGCCGCCGCCGCCCGCCUUCAAGCCGCCGCCGCCGCCGCCGGCGAGACACGCGCGCACCGCCACCGUCGGCUCCCAGGCCUCCGCCCACGAGAUCGAGGAGCAGAGCAAGCAGUACCUCAUCAAGACCCUCAUGCGGGACGACGAGCCCGCGCCUGAGCCGCCGCCGCCGCCGAAAGAACCCGAAAAGGACGAACCUCCUGUUCCAACUCCCGUAAAAGAACCUCUAAUAACUCCUAUAAAGAGAGAAAACUGCGUCGAACCAGAAGUGUUCGGCAUCGCCAAGAUAACCACCACAGAGGAGGACACCAAAAAGGCUGAGGAGGAACUGAAACUUAAGAAUAAGCUGAAGAAAGAGCGGGAGGAGAAACUCGCGCAGAAGGGCGGCAAGCCGCGCACCGCCGGCGCAAAGGAGAAGCCCGCCACGCUCAAGGACAAGAUCGUGAGGGAUGGGAAAACCAAAGUUGCCUUACCGCGCCCGCCCGCCGCCGCCAAGGCGCCAGCAACGCCUGACGCGCCCAAAUCGCCGCCCGGAGAAAAGGAAUCCAUCAAGCUGCGGCUAAAACUCGAUAAGAACGAGCCUGUUUACAAAGCCGACGUCAGCUUCGUCAACCAACCCCCCAAGGGCGACAAACCCACGGACGGCGAACUCCGAGUCCCUCCCUUACACAUAAGCCUGAGAGGACGAAACUCCGCCGUCAUCAAGAACUCCAAAAAGGAAAAGAAAAAGUUCAGCUUGGGCGACAUGCAGUCCAAGAAAAUCAAAAUCCGGAAAGCCCUCGAGACGGACGAGAAACCGCAUCGGAGGGAUUCGGAAGAAGCGCAAUCGCUCGCGUCCAAAUCGAGCGAUGGCACAGAAAAGACUGAUGAGUAUUUAGUCAAGAGCAUUAAGCUGAACAACCACUAUGGGGAGGGCGACGGGAUCAAGCCCGAGAUCAUCGCGGCAGGCGACAACAACGUCGUGUAUCGCAUGAAGACGAUCUCCAAGAACUCCCACAUAGUCACCAAGUCGCACGACUAUAAACUCAACAACAAAGUCCCGUUGGACACCCUCAAGCAGAAGAAAAAGUCGAAGCUCCUCGGCGACGGCAAGUCGAUAGAGAAAGAGCGGGACAAAGAGUGGCGGAACGACCUGUUAGAAAAGGAGGGCAAGUACGCUCAAAACGAGGGCUACAGAGAGCCGAACAACCACGAGAAAAAGAAGUUACCGACUCCAAAAGUAGAUAAUGGUGCGAAAUGUGAUAAUAAGUCCAGUGACGGGAAGACAGUGCAAUCGGACACGGAUAGUAGUGAAUGUGUUAAGAGUGGUGUGAUGGAGACUGAGAUAGACAGUUUGUUGCUCAAGUGUUUGGAACGGACGCUAAGUGCGGAGGACGUGGCGGACGCGUCUAAGUUUGUGGAGGCGCGGCGCAGUAGUGAAGGUGACAAUAAGUUGAAACGGACACUGACUGAUAGUGCUAUUACCUCCCCAAACGGACUGCUGGCCUCUGAGAAGAAGCGGAAGACGAGCCAUGGCAGCUGUCCAGUGAUCUGCGUUCCAGAUCCCCCGGGCUCCACCAACGUCGGUACCAUCGUUACGAGCCGGAGCGCCUCGCCGCCGCCCGCGGGCUCGCCGCGCCGCCGCGACCGGCCCAAGGACCGCUCCUACUGCAAGCUGGCUGCCGAGCGCGUCCGGCCCGAAGACACGCCGCGCUCACCCGCCUCCCACGCUCAAGGAGAAGACUCGGGAAUCGAGUCCAUGGAUGCAUUAUCAGAGAAGUCCCCCAACCAGGCUUCUCAAUCUCCGCCCGGGCCGCAAAGAAAGGAGCCCCGUGCGCCGUCACCGCCGCCGCCAGCCUUGCUCGAGCGACUCGCUCGCGCCGCGCCGCGAUACGAGCCCGCGCCGCAACUGCACCUCGGCGACAUCGAGGCAGCGCUAGCUAAGAUGCACGCUGACCACGACCACGACGACGACUUGGAGCGAGACCGCGAGUGUGUGCUAGAAAGAGAAAGGGAGAGAGACGUCAACAUUAAUCAUGAGCGCGUCAACGGCGAAACGCCUCGCGAACCGUCGCCGAUACUUCGCGAAGCGCCCGCGCCCGACCCCGCCCCCGUUACCUCACCCCCCCGGUAUCCCUACCAAGAGCCGGCGGCGGAGAACGGCGCGACCGAACCGCCCGCCGAGCUCGACCGCCUGCCACUAAAAGCAGACUUCCCCGACAAGAGCCUGCUCGAGCAGCUGCUCAUCGAGAUCCCCGCGCCCGAAUACAAGCGCGAGUCGCCGUCGCCGUCCGCGCUCGCCGUCGCGCGCUCCUCUGUUCGCACGCGCGCGUCAAGCAAACUCGCUUCGCCCGCGGAACCGCCCGCCGCACCCGCGAAACCGCCCGCGAAACGCAAGCGCCGCGAGUCCGAAAGCUCCUGCGCGUCGACCGUCAGCUGCGAGGAAGGGUUAUCGCCCGCGGGUCGCCCGAAGAAGAAACCGCGCCGCGUCGACGGGCCCAAACCGGUCGCACCGACUCCCCAAAUAAAACCUAAAAAGGAUUCGGACAGCGACAGCGACGAGCCUUUAAUCUGCAAGGUGCGCGGGAAGACACCUAAAGCGGUGACAGCCAAAGCCCCGGGCCGGACUAAGGGCGGGGAGGGCGCGGCGCCCAGACGCUCGGUGCGUCACGGGCCGGCCGCGUCUCCCGCGCCGCCCGCGCCCGCGCCGCCUGCUGCGCCAGCGCCGACCAAUACCACGCCCGCGAGGCGGAAAACUAGGAGUGCUGUGGGCGAAGGCACGCCUUUAGCGGGCGCGGUGCGGCGGCGGCGCGCGUCUCGCGACGGCAAGUGACGGCGGGCCCGCGCGCUCGCCGCGCGUCCGCUGCUGUUGCAGCCGCUGGUGUUCCCGCUAGACUAGUAAAGAUAUAGAAGCGGCGGCGGCUUCCAACCGCGUCACGCCUCGCUCGCACUGGUCGAGAUAUUUAGUCGAGCGACGAGCCUUUAGUCACUAAUACUCGACCAAAUUCGUCCAGUCAUUUAGUGGAGUGACAAAUCAAAUCAAAUCAAAUCAUUCAUUUGUAAAACAUAGGUAAAUGUAGAAUUCAGGUGGUACAUAAUAAUGGGUAGAGCUCUAUGUUUGGCCUAUGAGUGGCAUACAAAUUAUUAGUCCCAUAUAAAGAUACAAACAAAGCCGACGAGCCUUUAGUCACUAAAUACUCGACCAAAUUAGUCCAGUCAUUUAGUCGAGCGACGAGCCUUUAGUUACUAACGCCCGUAUUCACAAAAAUUACUAUGAGGUCUCACAGUGCGCAUGGACGAACCAAUCACAGCGCUCUAUUCAACACUGCGUUCGAUUUUCUGCUUAACAUAAGCAAGCAUCGUUUGUGAAUACGGGCGUAAAAUACUUGACCAAAUUAGUGCAGUCAUUUAGUGGAGUGACGAGCCUUUAGUCACUAAAAUACUCGACCGAAUUAGUCCAGUCAUUUAGUGGAGUGACGAGCCUUUAGUUACUAACGCCCGUAUUCACAAAAAUUACUAUGAGGUCUCACAGUGCGCAUGGACGCACAGGGUGACACACGAACCAAUCACAGCGCUCUAUUCAACACUGUGCGUUCGAUUUUCUGCUUAACAUAAGCAAGCAUCGUUUGUGAAUACGGGCGUAAAAUACUUGACCAAAUUAGUGCAGUCAUUUAGUGGAGUGACGAGCCUUUAGUCACUAAAAUACUCGACCAAAUUAGUCCAGUCAUUUAGUGGAGUGACGAGCCUUUAGUUACUAAAUUACUCGACCAUAUAAUCCGGGCGUUUUCAAGGCGAGAGUGAAUAGGCAGAUAUGUACCAUCCUAGACUGCAUCUCACUUAGACUUAACACCAGGUGCGAUUGCGGUCAUGCAUAAAAAAAAAACAAAUUAGUCCAAUAAUUUAGUCGAGUGACAAGCCUUUAGCAACUAAAAUACUCGCACUUUGAUCGAGUAAAGUUUACAAGUGUUUAGUCCAGUCAUUUAGUAAAGUGACUCGCCUUUAUUUACUAAAAUACUCGCACUGACUUCUCGCCUUUCAAAAUGGAUUGGCUCGAAUGAACGAUUUAGUCACCUACUCGACAAAAUUUUUGGUAUUCGGAUACGUUUAGCUACCAAAUUACUCACCACUCGCCUAAAUUACUCGACCAGUGUGAAUAAGGCUUAUCGUACGCCACCGUAGGACCUUACGUUCGAUUAAUAUACCCUUAUAAAGGGUGAUAACUUUUAGUCACUGAUCUAUUGGAAUUUAAUGUGUUAAACACGCCUGUUGUUAAGAAGUUCUAGUUUUUCUUAAUUUUCGUUUGUAGACAUUUUUUAUGUGUUGGAAACCGCUGUCUAAUACUAAAUUGACGUAAAAGACUUAUAAAUGCGUUGUAAAAUAUAUUAUACUUAUACUAAAUGGAUGUCAAUGCAAAAUACGCUGUGCUACGCAUUUUUACUUUGUUGUUUCUUUCACGUGGACUUUAAAUAGAAGCUUGCAAAGUCUAUUUUAGCCUAAUUUAUCAAACUUUUUAUAAAAACAGAUUGAGGUUCAUUCAACUCAGAUUUACUAUCUUUUUACUAUGCAAGUGGUUCUUCAUUUCACAUAUUUGAGUCUUACGUGAACAGAAUUCUCGAAUUUUCUAGAAAGAUUUUUAUUGAAAUGUUCUUCUAUAUCUUUACUUCUACAGUAGCACGUAUCUCAUCCUCGACUGCUCAGCAAGCUUUGUUUGGGGGUAUAUUAAGAGUCCAGAAAGGCUGCAAAAAUAUGUACUAGAUUUUCGAUGACCUUUAGACGCGAAAAUUAAUACAUAUUUAAAGACUUAGCCCGUUUAUAAAUCAAAGAAAACCUUUCCCUUUGAAUUCGUUUUAAUUUUUUUAAGUUUAAUACAUUAUUAUAUUGACAAAAAAUCCUUUUGAUACUUUUAUUUUAUUGUUUUAUCGUCUUUGUAUAUAAAAUCAAAGGAACAUCGGGGCCUCAAGUUAUUUUGACACUAUGCCGUAUAUAUUGACAUUUCUGUUCAAUCACUUCACUAGUUUUGACAAAUAAAAUGAAUAAGAUCAUGAACACCGAUUAUUUGGGUAUUUUUAUCUUCUAAUUAUUACUUAUUACAAUGUCAUACCUAACAGUCGAGGAUGUAAAUAUUUUUUGUAAACAAACUUGUUAAUAUGCGUUUGAAUCACUAAUCCUUGAUGUAGUCAACUGCUGUAAUUAGUUGACAGAAAUGUCAGAUGAUUACAGAAUUUGACGCGACCUUUAUGUUCUCAACUAUCUGAGAGGGUUUUUAAUAUUCGUCGGCGAAUCUCAAACUUUUGGAAAUAUUAUGCGUAAAAUAAUUCGUGCAAUACUAGAUGAGAUAAUUAAUGUUCAUGAAAAGUGAUUCAAGUGCACAUAUAAAGUGAUUUAUACUAUCACGAGUUGCCUGUAUUUAUAACCAAUUCAACGUGACUGUCGAAUUGUAAUAAGAUGUAAUUAUAAUUUGAUGGUUGUGAUGUUGAUUGGUGUUACGUCAUCAUUGUACAGGUAGAAUGUUGUUAUUAUUGGCCGAGCGCAAAUUCUAUUUUUAAAUGAAUGUAUAAGAUAAGAAGUUGAAACACAUUUAUUCAUUUUCAAAAAGUAAAUUGUAUUUGUAACUGAUCACGAAAACUUAAUAAGCAUGCUUAAGUCGUGAACACCAAUUCAUUCGGAUAAUUGGGCUUAAAAAUAGGGUAUUUCUAAUGGUUUUGAAAAAUAUAUAAGAAUCUGUAUAAAUGUGUUUUAUACUUUUCACAUCGCGUUUCUUUUUCGAGCAGUUAAGUGUUACAAAGUGAACCGCGGCAUAUUGACUUUAAUUUAGUGAACAAAUCAUGUUACCAUUCACUAUAAAAUCGACUUCUAUAAUCGUAAGUUCAUUUCUUGAGUAAUGUUAAGAGCGAUAUCUCUUUGCCACUAGGCGAGACGCCUUCAGUGGAAGCCUUAGUUUAUUAGUGAAUAGAGAUGUAUCAUUAUUGUACAAAAGAGCACUCGACUUGUAGGCACAUCGUUAUAAUAGUAAUAAAUACCCGAGAGAUAUAAAAAUGAAAUAAAUGCAUAAAGUUUUAAAAGAUAUUUUCAUACCUUUUUGCACAUGAAACGGAGCGGCGUCCAUGGACAUGAACGUCGCGUAGUGUAAUUAGUUUUGGCGGGAAGGCGCCAUGUUGGAAUCAGUUCGGUUUUUAAUUACAAAUACAUAGGAUUAGCACCAGUCUACUUUGUUAACUUUUUUACACUCGUGCAUUUUUUUAACUAUCAAUUCUAGAUGUGAUGUUGAAUUUAUCGCUGAGAUUCCAAGAUGGCGCGUUCCAACUCAAGACACUGGCUGCUAUUUUAAAGUUAGC
Molecule: messenger RNA, 7228 nt
Organism: Ostrinia nubilalis (European corn borer)
Lineage: Eukaryota; Metazoa; Arthropoda; Insecta; Lepidoptera; Crambidae
Product: titin-like
Exons: 8
Coding region: 1-3726 (1241 amino acids)
Source: RefSeq, a predicted model, not a curated record